Schistocerca piceifrons (Central American locust) is the source of this 1383-nucleotide messenger RNA. Its product is annotated as piggyBac transposable element-derived protein 4-like. The coding region runs from base 1 to 1383 and encodes 460 amino acids. The transcript has a single exon. Lineage: Eukaryota; Metazoa; Arthropoda; Insecta; Orthoptera; Acrididae. The record is from RefSeq and is a predicted model, not a curated record.
AUGCUGGAACACACAGUAUUCCAGACUAAUCUUUAUGUGACUCAGAAAGGUAAGAAUUACAGACCUCUUGAAAAAGAUGAACUCAAGGUGUUUUUGGCUAUAAUGCAAAUCAAUCAAUCUUGCACAUAUCGUGAUUGCUGGUCAUCACACAACAAACUCAGAGAUCAGUACAUUUCUUCACUUAUGUCAUUGAAAAGAUUCAGCUGGAUUUUAUCUCAUAUACAUGUAAAUGAUAAUUCCCUUAUGCCACAAAAAGGGAAUAAAUGUUACGACAAAUUGUAUAAAAUUCGACCACUAGUAAAUCAAUUACUGACAAGGUUCAAAGAAUGUUAUGCUCUAACUAAGGAGCAAUCUGUUGAUGAAUGCAUGGUGAAAUUCAAAGGGCAAAUAUCAUUCAAACAGUAUAUGCCUCAAAAGCCCAUCAAGAGGGGGUACAAAAUAUGGGUCAGAGCUGACAAAAUGGGAUAUAUCUGCGAUUUUGAGGUAUACACUGGGAAAUCAGAUGGUGCAGUGGAGAAAUGUUUGGGAGAGAGGAUCGUAAGAGAUUUGUGUAAAGGCUUAGAAGGCAAAGGAUGUCACAUAUAUUUUGUCAAUUUUUUUGCUAGUGUUCCACUUUCGCAGACACUAAAACUUUAUGGUAUCCUAGCCUGUGGUACCGUUAGAGCCCACAGAAAAGGACUUCCUCUUCUGAAACCAGACAAAGAGUUGCGAAGAGGAGAAAGUGCCUGGUCAGUUCGUUCUGAUGGGAUUGUGUGCAUGAAAUGGAAAGAUAAACGUGUCACAUUACUAUCAACAAUUGACUCACCUGUAACUUUGAAAGACGUCCUUAGGAAAGAAAAGGAUGGCACAAUUACAAAAAUACCUUGCCCACAGAUAGUGAAAUCUUAUAAUUCGAACGUGGGAUGUGUAGAUAAAGCGGACAUGAUGAAUAGUUUCCAUGCAAUUGACAGAAAAUCUAGAUUCUGCUGGCUCAGACUGUUUUGGCAUAUGAUUGAUAUUUCUAUUGGAAAUGCAUUUAUAUUGUUUCAACUAACCAAGGCGAAUGAAAAGAAAAAGCUAAAGGAAUUUCGGCGGUGUGUUGUAGCUGGCCUUGUAGAAUCCAGUGUUUUCAAAGACAGUCCUGGUCACCCAAGCACAUCAUCUGAACCAUGCGCAAAAUGUGUACAGCUGUUGUUCCAGUGGAAAAACACACAACAGAAUCAAAACAUUUGCCAGUACAUGGCACACCAAGGCGAUGUGUACACUGCAACACAAAAAGUAAUCCACAUAGAAACAGAUGGAUAUGUUCUUCCUGCCAAGUUGCUUUGUAUUUAUCAGCAGAAAGGAACUGUUUUGUACCCUACCACGGGAAAAAAUGAAGUUAAUGGCGGUGGUCUCAUUUGA